Puccinia triticina is the source of this 1509-nucleotide messenger RNA. RefSeq lists its product as uncharacterized. Gene Ontology annotation, molecular function: DNA-binding transcription factor activity. Gene Ontology annotation, biological process: regulation of DNA-templated transcription. Bases 1 to 1509 code for a protein of 502 amino acids. The record is from RefSeq and is a predicted model, not a curated record. The transcript has 6 exons. Lineage: Eukaryota; Fungi; Basidiomycota; Pucciniomycetes; Pucciniales; Pucciniaceae.
AUGUCCACCCUCCGCAGUGGCUCGCCCACCCCCUCAGCCUCCAACUCAGACCACUCCCUCGCCAAGCGCAAGCCAGACGACGGCCACAACCCCAAGCCAGCCAAGAUCUCCCGCCCCGCCAGCAUCCAGGAGCUGCCCUUCGACCCCUUCAGCCCCCACCCGGGCAUGUCCAAGGAGGAGCGCAAGCUGGCACGCAUGAUCCGCAACCGCACUGCUGCCCAGGCCUCCAGGGACCGCAAGAAGGAGCAUGUCGCCGAGCUCGAGAACAGGGUCAGGGAGCUCGAAGAACAGCUCCGGAUCCUGUCCAGGCCCCCGCCAGCGAUGCCCUGUCUGCGCCCCCCGGCCGCACCAUCCCCGUCCCCAGAGACGGACAAGAAGAUCGACCCCCAGCUCAACAGGACCGCCGACCACCACCCCUCCCCGACGAUCUCCCCCGCCCAGGCCGAGUAUCUCUCCAAGGUGCGCAUCCAUGUGCUCGAGGAGGAGAACAGCCAGCUCCGCAGCCAGCUCGCCUACGAGCUCAAGAAGGCCCAGCUACCCCCGCUCAGCGCCCCGGACGAGCACCGCCCCCAAGGCUCCUCGCCCGCCAUCGAGAUCGACCAAGGGAUGAUCGAGAUGAUCCUGAAAGACGACGAGAUCGACAAGUCCCUCCACUCCCCCCAGCUGUCCAUGGACUGGGACUCGCUCCUCCUCGACCGCCCCGCGCCCUCGCCGAGCAGCUCGCCCACCACCGAUCGCCCGACGAGCAAGGAACACCGAGACUCCUCGCAUGACGACGACCGAUUCGAGACGAUGAUGACGAUGGCCGCGAUGGAUGAUACACGAUGGAACCAAGGAACGUGGCCGAGCCCAUCCGGCUCGCCGAGCGACCCCCGCCCUCCGACCCUCGCUCCCACUCGACCAGAGACUCCUCCACCUGAUCAGCAACCACAGGCUCCCGCGGAGCGGGCCCUGUCGGCGCUGUCCCCCGCCGCACACCCCGUCCCCCCCGCCCCCCACCCCCGCCUCGUAGCACGCGAGGAUUCCCUGCAGCGGAACGGUGGGUCGGCGGGUCGGACGGCCCGGCCGGACAGCUCCCGCAGAGCGCCCUGCGUCUCCCCGGGCUGGGCCCGGCUGGCUGGGCCGACGGACCUCGGCGGAGACGGCCAUCAUGGCCUGUUGCUUGAUCUCGUGUUGGGUGGCCUGGGAGAGCAGGACGAGGCCGACGGUGGGCCCGCGCCCGACGAGCGCCCCUCCUGUCCCGACCCCUUCCUCCUCCACCGCCAUCAUCCCGACCAAGAAGACCUCUUCAAGCUCGACGACUGGGGCAUCUUCGGCUUCCCUAUCGACCCCAAGCACCCCCGCCCCCCCUCCGCGUCUACUCUCACCCACCCCCCGCUUUCCGCGUCCCCUCCUUCGCCCGGCCUGCUCCGGAUGGGGCUGACCACCGCCCCCGAUACCGACCCCUUACGCUCGAACUUCGCCGCCCAUCACAGCCAGCUCCAGGCGCUCUUCGAGACCGACAAGUGA